AUGUGGAAGUUUUCGGACCUGGAACUACGAUUCACACCCCAGCGUUUGAUAGCGGAGGCGGUGAAAAUCACCAAGAAUCACAGCGUGAACAGAAUCGAGGGCCAGUUAACGAGCCUAUGGAAAGCGGUCUUAGAUAAGCCGAGGGUUGGAAAUCCCAACCCGACCAUAGUUCAUUUGAAUCAACCUUACACAACUAUCAUAGCUUAUCCACACAGACGGAUGGGAAGUCCAAACGACGAUAAAGAGGAAUCAUCACCUGUCAAUCAGACAUUCGGUCGUGAACUUGAAACAGCCAAACACUUACGAACACGCAAUGAGCGACGUUUCGAUAGGCCUACCAACAAACAGAUCGUUUCCGAUUGUGUGCAGAUUACCUCAGCAUUUAGGACUGAUGAGCCCGUUUGUCUUGCAUCGUAUUUGCAUGCAACACCUGCGCGCCACAUUGAGGCGACUUCCUCAGGCAUCUCGAAACUGAUCUUCAAGCCCCGACGCACACUCAAUAUGGCCGCCAUCAAUGUCCACACUCUGAAGCAAGCAAGUCAAAAAGCAGCUCUUACAACCAUAUUAGAUUUGCUUACUGUUGAUGUCUCUUUGAGCUUCGCAUCGGCUCCAGAUGUCUCUUCCAGCAACGUCCGCGAAAAACCUCAAAAUCCGGAAGGUAUUCUUUAUCUAUCUAUUUUGUCUAUUAACGUGCAGAUCGACUGUAGCCCUGAUACCAUGCGACCUUUAGGACCCCUUGAGAACCCUGUUACGAGAGCUGAGUUGAAUUGGACCCGAAGCAAACGUACAGUGGCGAGCGAGUUCUUCAGCUAUGUGCUGACUGCAGGUUGUCUAUAUGCAGCAACAACUUCCGAAAUAGCCCAAUUCUACUGUUCACACGGUGUGAACCAACAGCGUCUCAGCCGCGGAACUAAAUUGAUUUUGUCACCAUCAAUAACUUAG
Opisthorchis viverrini is the source of this 942-nucleotide messenger RNA. RefSeq lists its product as hypothetical. The record is from RefSeq and is a predicted model, not a curated record. Bases 1 to 942 code for a protein of 313 amino acids. The transcript is spliced from 6 exons. Lineage: Eukaryota; Metazoa; Platyhelminthes; Trematoda; Opisthorchiida; Opisthorchiidae.